Molecule: messenger RNA, 2374 nt
Organism: Daucus carota subsp. sativus
Lineage: Eukaryota; Viridiplantae; Streptophyta; Magnoliopsida; Apiales; Apiaceae
Product: rust resistance kinase Lr10
Exons: 4
Coding region: 98-2158 (686 amino acids)
Biological process (GO): protein phosphorylation
Molecular function (GO): protein kinase activity; ATP binding
Source: RefSeq, a predicted model, not a curated record
UCUCGUAAUCAAAAAAAAAGGCAAAGAAAAGUCACCGGCGGAUUGAGAAGCCUGUUAAAUAAAUAAAGUAAAUCCCAAAGAAGCAAAUGCAGAAAGCAUGGAAAAAAUGAAGUUGCUUACAUCAAGUCAAUGGACAAUGGUGGUAGUCGUAGUAACGCUGUUGACGGCAGUUGAAGGUGCAGGGAAGAAGAAUUGCAGUGUGAGUCGCUGCGGCGAUGGAGGGCCGGAAAUUCACUUUCCGUUUUGGCUCAAACAAAAUAACACUGCUCCUGCAGAUGAUUGUGCCUACCUGCCUGAAUUCCAACUUUUUUGCGGUCCCGGAAGAGGUCAAUAUCAAUCACACAAGGACUCGACCUUAGUGAAGUUUCAACACAUAGUGAACACAUCAAUCAAGGGACUCGAUCUCGCUUUUAAGUACGAGGCAAUUGUUAGUUACAUCGAUUAUACAAACCGAGCUUUGCUUAUGCAUAUCCCACUUCUUGUAGAUAUAGUGCCCAUUUUCUCAUCUAUUUCCUCCCAUCUUCCUUUCAAACCAAAUACUUUUAAUGAUAUAUCUGUUUGUUACCAGACUUUGGAUACUAGAAAUACUAUUUAUGAGCUCUUCAACCUUGACCCCUUUAGAUCAUGUUAUUAUGGUUAUAGCAGGGUCGACCACUAUUACACUUUUUUCAAUUGUUCCUCUUCAUCUCCGGUCAUUGAGCAUAAUGGAAAUAUCAUCAUCAAUUCUCUCAGCACCAAAGAUUUCAAGGUUUAUGCUUAUUCUUCAUCUUAUCCCGCAAUCUAUAUGCUGGACCGUAUAAGAUCUUGCACUAAGAUGUACGAUAUUUCAACUAGGCUCAAGCAAUCUUCACAGUCCUGUGCCUGCGGGUCCCAAUUUUACUCGGAGAAUAUAUUGAGUUGGUCCCAGAAUGUAGGUGGUGGAAAAUGUGAAGCUGCACGAGAGAGUUGUAAUAUAUAUGAUGAUGACAGUAAUAGUUACACAGAUUUUCCAUACUCUCAACCAUCCACCAGAGGUUCAGGUCGUGCAAUUGCCAAACUACUUGUAGCUGUUUUAUUGCCAUGUAUCUUCUUGGUUGUUCUUGGCCUUAUUUUCCGGUAUAACUUUGUCCGAUUAAAUAAACAAAGGGAGGAAGAUGAGUUGAAGAUUAAAAUGUUUAUGGAGAACUAUAAAGCGCUCAAGCCAACAAGAUACUCCUACAGUGACAUCAAAAAGAUCACAAAUACGUUCAAGCAUAAAUUAGGCCAAGGAGGUUAUGGAUCUGUAUUCAAGGGACAGAUUUCAGCUGAUAUUCCAGUCGCGGUGAAGGUUCUUCAUAUUGAUUCCAAAGCAAAUGGUGAUGACUUCAUCAACGAGGUUGGUACUAUAGGUAAAAUCCACCAUGUCAAUGUGGUUCGACUGCUCGGGUAUUGUGCUGAUGGAUGUAAUCGAGCUCUAGUUUAUGAGUUUCAACCUAAUCAUUCACUAGAAAAGUUCGUUUAUAGAAGAGAGAAACCACAGAAUUUCAUUGGUUGGAAGAAAAUGCAAAAAAUUGCUCGAGGUAUAGCCAAGGGGAUACAAUAUCUUCACCAUGGAUGCGCACAACAAAUCCUCCACUUUGAUAUUAAACCAAACAACAUUUUAUUGGACAAGAACUUCAAUCCCAAAAUCGCUGAUUUUGGAUUGGCAAAGUUGUGUAACAUAGGACAGAGCAUGGUGUCCAUGACUGCGGCUAGGGGGACUAUUGGCUACAUUGCACCUGAAGUGUUUUCAAGGAAUUUCGGUAAAGUUUCAUCCAAAUCAGAUGUUUACAGUUUUGGAAUGUUGUUACUUGAAAUGGUUGGAGGAAAAACCAACGAUAUGACCACAGAACAGAACGCGAGUGAUGUAUACUUUCCCGAAUGGAUUUUUCAUAGGCUUGAGAAAAAUGAAGAGUUGGUGAUCCAAAUUGAAAAUGAAGAUGACAGUAAGAUAGCAAGGAAGUUAACGAUUGUCGGACUUUGGUGCAUUGGAUGGCAUCCGAUAGACCGGCCAUCAAUGAAGGUUGUGAUUCAGAUGUUAGAGGCUGAUGAAUGUCCUGCCAUGCCACCAAAUCCUUUUAACACCCCCACUUCAGGAAAUGCCACACAUGCCAAAUCAUUGUUUGGUGAAAGGCUCCAAGUCAUUUCUGAAACAGAGUGACACCUUCAAUUGCCGUUUACUUUUUCCCACCAAAAGAAAAGCUAUAUUUAUUUUCAUAUGAACUUUUCAAGCAUCAAAAUUACAUUUGAAUCGUUUCUAGUGUUUUCGGUUGCUUACUCAUGUGAAAUGCUAUCAUCCUUGUUAAGAAGGUAAAUAUUAUUCACCGCAUCACAAUUAUUUUCAAUAAAUUUUGUAUCAUUCAAAUCAUGUUCGGAA